AUGGCUGACCGUGGCAGAGGAUUCGGUAGAGGCAGAGGUCGUGGACCACGCCGUGGCAGACAAACCAAAGACGAGAGCAAGGAGUGGGUUCCAGUAACCAAGCUUGGCCGUCUUGUGAAGGCAGGCAAGGUCAAGUCAAUGGAGGAGAUCUACUUGUUCUCAAUUCCUGUCAAGGAGUACCAAAUUGUCGACUUCUUCUUGCCAAAGCUCAAGGAUGAAGUUAUGAAGAUUUCUCCAGUUCAGAAGCAAACUAGAGCUGGUCAACGUACACGCUUCAAGGCUUUCGUUGCAAUUGGUGACUCUGAUGGCCACGUUGGUCUCGGUGUCAAGUGCGCAAAGGAAGUUGCAACCGCUAUCCGUGGUGCAAUGAUCGCAGCAAAGCUUGCGACUAUUCCAGUCAGACGUGGCUACUGGGGUAACGCUCUUGCUGAACCACACACAGUCCCUUGCAAGGUUUCUGGUAAGUGUGGUUCCGUCAUGGCUAGGUUGGUUCCUGCUCCAAGAGGUACCGGUAUCGUCGCUGCUCCUGCUUCAAAGAGGAUGUUGCAAUUAGCUGGUAUUCAAGACUGUUACACUCAAACCAAGGGUAACACUUCAACCAUGGGUAACUUUAUCAAGGCCACCUUCCAAGCUAUCUCUGGUACUUACGCUUUCCUCACUCCAAACCUCUGGCGUGAUAUUGCUCCACCACAGCAUCCAUUUGAAGAGCACUCAGCUCACCUUCAACUCGCACAAAAGCGUUCAGCUUACUAA
Wallemia ichthyophaga EXF-994 is the source of this 753-nucleotide messenger RNA. Its product is annotated as 40S ribosomal protein S2. The transcript has 2 exons. Gene Ontology annotation, cellular component: cytosolic small ribosomal subunit; ribosome. Gene Ontology annotation, biological process: translation. Lineage: Eukaryota; Fungi; Basidiomycota; Wallemiomycetes; Wallemiales; Wallemiaceae. Gene Ontology annotation, molecular function: RNA binding; structural constituent of ribosome. The coding region runs from base 1 to 753 and encodes 250 amino acids. The record is from RefSeq and is a predicted model, not a curated record.